This is a messenger RNA of Clonostachys solani, 1023 nucleotides long. NCBI's taxonomy places the organism in Eukaryota, Fungi, Ascomycota, Sordariomycetes, Hypocreales, Bionectriaceae. The record is from the annotation of a GenBank genome assembly.
AUGGCGCGCGUCUACGCCGAUGUGAACCAGAACAUGCCCAGGAGCUAUUGGGACUACGAUAGCGUCAAUAUCAGCUGGGGUGUUCUCGAGAACUACGAAGUUGUCAGGAAGAUUGGCCGGGGCAAAUACUCCGAGGUUUUUGAGGGUAUCAACGUCGUCAACUACCAGAAAUGUGUCAUCAAAGUUCUAAAGCCCGUUAAGAAGAAGAAGAUUAAGCGAGAGAUCAAAAUCCUGCAAAAUUUGGCUGGGGGCCCCAACGUCAUUGCUCUCUUGGAUGUUGUGCGAGACUCACAGAGCAAGACGCCGUCUCUCAUUUUUGAGCAUGUCAACAACACCGAUUUCCGGAGCCUUUACCCCAAGUUCAGCGACAUUGACGUUCGUUUCUACAUUCUGGAGCUACUCAAGGCACUGGACUUCUGCCACAGCAAGGGCAUCAUGCACCGAGACGUGAAACCUCAUAACGUUAUGAUCGAUCAUGAGAACAGAAAGCUGCGUCUUAUCGAUUGGGGUUUGGCAGAGUUCUACCAUCCCAGCACCGAGUACAACGUCCGCGUCGCUUCCCGUUACUUCAAAGGCCCUGAACUUCUGGUUGAUUUCCAAGAGUAUGAUUACAGUCUCGACAUGUGGAGUCUGGGAGCCAUGUUCGCUUCUAUGAUCUUCCGGAAAGAACCCUUUUUCCACGGCAACAGCAACUCGGAUCAGCUUGUCAAGAUUGCCAAGGUCCUCGGAACCGACGAUCUCUUCGACUACCUUGACAAGUAUGAGAUUGAAUUGGAUGCUCAGUACGAUGACAUCCUGGGCCACUUCCAGAAGAAGCCUUGGCACAGCUUUGUGACAGCGGAGAACCAGCGAUUUGUCUCUAACGAAGCCAUCGAUUUCCUUGACAAGCUGUUGCGAUAUGACCAUCAAGAACGUCUGACUGCUAAGGAGGCCCAAGCUCACCCAUAUUUCAACCCUGUCCGCGAUCCGGAAGUUUUCAAGCAGAACUUGGCAAAUGCCGGCGUCAGCACAGCCAAAGCUUAG